AGUCCUGCAGAGAACAAUCAGAUGCAAAGAAAUAACUUGGCAAAGAUGACCAGACAGAUAAGAUCUGCCAACAUUGGGCUGAUUCUGGCCUUGGUCCUUUUGGCUCUUCACAGAGGAUCAUCAGUUCCAGCAUUAACAUGUGGACUUCAACGGCCUGUUCUACGGAUAGCGGGUGGUGUGAAUGCCCAGGCUGGCGAGUGGCGGUGGCAAGUCAGUGUCCAAUAUCGCAACCAACAUGUCUGCGGAGGAAGCCUCAUUAAUGAUCAGUGGGUUCUCACCGCUGCCCACUGCUUUUUCGAGAUUGGGAAACAAAUCCACCCGGAGCAUUGGAGCGUGAUCUUGGGAACUGUGAGGCUGAUUGGCAGGAGGGCUAGAGGGUCAAAAUGGAACGUCUCCAUGGUCAUCCCUUACGAAAACUACACCAGCUACGAGAGAGGACAUGACAUCGCUCUGGUGCACCUGGCCAAACCUGUGCGCUACACCAGAGAUAUUGCACCUAUCUGCCUGCCCUUUGCUGAGCACCGCUUUGCCUUUGGGACCCAGUGCUGGCUGACUGGCUGGGGAGACGUCGCAGCCAACGUCCACCUGCCAGAACCCAUGAUCCUCCAAGAGAUAACGAUGGACCUCUUGACUGUUGACACCUGCAACUGCAUCUACAGCAAUCUGCGCAACAGGCGGAUCGUCAACCCUGCCUUGCCUGGUAUGGUCUGUGCCAUGACUCCUGACCGCAAGAGAGGACCUUGUAAGGGCGACUCGGGUGGCCCACUGGUUUGCCUGGAGAAUGGCCGAUGGUUCCAGGCAGGGAUCAUGAGUUCCUCCUUGAGUUGUACCCAGUUCUACGGACCCACCCUCUUGACGGACGUGAGAGCCUAUGCCAACUGGAUCCAGCACCAUGUUGAAGGAGCCUCCUUUGCCAAUCAGAUUGAGCCCAUACCCAACACCACUGACAGUUACAUGUGCACAGGCUGUGGGGUCCUGAAACAGGAGAACAAACAAUGGCCUUGGUAUACAAGUCUACAGUAUCAAGGAGAGCACGCCUGUGGAGGCACUUUAAUUGGGGAACACCACAUUCUGACUGCUGCUCAGUGCUUCAUUGGACGCCAGGAAACAGAAGGCUGGGAAGUACUUCUGGGAGAGCAGCUGGAAGGAGGGCAACAAAAAUGGCAAGAGAAGAGAACUCUGAAAAACAUUGAGCUUCACGGUCUCUACAUUGACAUGAUGGAAGGUUACGACAUUGCAGUAGUCACAUUGGCACAACCUGUGGUGUUCAAUGACAGCAUCUCAGCCAUUUGUGCUCCAUAUCCUGCCCACAAGUUCCCCUUUGGCUCUACCUGCUGGACCCGCGGGCGGAGAAUUGAUGACCAUGGGAUUCCAGGCCCUCUGCAAGGUGUGAAGGCAAAAAUCCUUGGCCCAAAGAAUUGCAAUUGCCUCUACAAUGCAACGAGUGAGCACGGGAGAGAAAUCCCCAUCAUUCCUAAGAUGAUCUGUGCAGCACCACAUAACAGGUCCAUGCGUUGUGAGGUAAGCAUUGGAGACCCCUUGGUUUGCAGCCACAAGGGGGUGUGGUUCUUGGCUGGCAUUUCCAGCUUUGGAAAUGGAUGUGGAACUAUAAUUCGUCCAGGGGUUUUCACAUCUGUCAAGAACUACGAAGAGUGGAUCAUGAAGGCUGCCUGGUCUGCAUACUAUGAUGUGCAAAAAAACCCUGUACCAAAGGCCACGGAUGAAGAGACUUGCCCGAUUGUGUAGCCUUCUUGUUAACAUCUAGCAAGCUCAUAAAUCAGGAUUUCUCUUACAGUGAGGGAUUGAAAAGCAAACUUUUGCUUCAUUUUAUGAUCUGUGUAUACCUCUUUCUUGAAGCAAAUUGAAUCUUGGUGUAACAAAGAAAGGUUUACAAGAGCGAUCACACCCUAGGAAAUUAUCUAGUCAGCAUUGCAUUCACUUACUGUGUUUCUCAACUGUGGCAACUUUUAAGAUGUGUGGACUUUAACUCCCAGAAUUCCCUGCCAUACAUCUUAAAGCUGCCAAAGUAGAGAAACACUGCCUUAAGCACCUUGUUCAUACAGUUACAUUUCUCAUUUCAUUUUUUUUUUAGUCUGUGGUUGUCCAUUUCUGAUCCUGAAAUAUCAGGAUGACAAAUAUUUAUUUCCUUUUUUCCAUCUGUAAAUAAGCCUGGGACUAAAUUGAUCAAAACUGACUUGCCCAGUUUUUACACUCCUAAAAAUCCAUUUUCAAAAGCUUUGAAGCUUGUAUAGUCAAUAUCUCCUGCUCUUUAGUGCUUUGGAAUUUUCUUAUUAUUUUCAAAGAAAAACAAACUACAUGCAUUAAGUAACCUCUAUACUAAAUCUGAGCUUUUUAGUGUAAGUAGAGUCUUGCCAAUUAGUUACAGACAGCCCCAUACAAUUUACAUUUUGUUUCAGUGACUAUGAUUCUCUAGUACCUCAAUAGAAUUAUUAGACAAGACAAUUGAAACUGACAUACUUCUCCCAAUGCAUUAAACCAUGAUAUGGCUUGUUUGCUUCAGCUUUAGGUAUUCUACAAACUUAACUGCUGUGGUCUAUGGCUUAGCCUUUUGAACAAACCCUAAAGGUGGUUUGUUAUACUGUAUACACAUGGUUAUAUAUAAACUUUUGUACCAUAUGUGAGCAGAGACUACAGCUUCCUUGGGUUUUGUAGCCAAGCCAGGAAUCCAGGUUUCUUGCCCCACUUUUGCUUUCUUUGAGCCUCAGCACUUCACUACAAAUCAUCUUUAUUUUGAAAGCAAGAUGUGGGUAGAAUCUUGGGUUUCUCUUGUGAAUUAAAAAGCUUCCGAGCUAAUCUUGAGUUGUUGUUUUUUUCAAGAUGAUAAAACUGACAUGGAUUUAUUGGUGUAUUUAUUUUUAAUGUUCCAUUUAAUGAAGUAAGUUAUUUAAACAUUUCUAAACUUUGUCCGGCCAACAUCUUAUUAUUUGUACAUUAUAACGUUGCUGAUAUUAUAGGCUUUAAUUGUUGGGAACCAGCAUCUUGUACUCUAGAAAGCAUUUGAUUGUUGAUCUUUUGUCUUUUUAAAACAUCUCCCCCAGGUUGAUUUAUAAUAUGCGGUACUUUUCUAUCUCUGUGUAGAUAGAUAGAUAGAUCUAUUUAUAUUUGAUAACAUGUAUUUAUUACAUUUGUUUUUCUAUUAUGUUACUGUGAAAAUUUGUUUGGAAAAAUGGGAUAUAAACAAUAAAAGAAAGGCAAGCAUUACCAUUGUUUGUAAUUUAAUAUUGCCACAAUGAUAUUACAGAUAGUCCUCAAUUUAACGACCAUAAUUGAGCCUGGAAUUAGUUAUAAGUUGUGGUCGUUAAGCAGGUCACUAUGUGACUGGAUCUGAUUUUAUGUUAUAUUUUGAAGCAGCCGUUAAGUGAAUGCCCUGGUUGCCAAGUAAAUACAUUUUAGCCAAUGUGCAUUUUUUUUUGCUGGAAACCAGGAAAAACUGUUGAAAACCAUCGUCACAUGAUCAUAGGAUGCUGCAACUAGUCAUAAAGAUGAGUUAGUUGCAAGCAACCAAAAUAUGAUCACGUGACUACAAGGGGUGUGUAUGUAAGUAUGCAGCCAUCGUAACUUCAAAAUCAAGUUGUAACUUUUGGGGGGUCCAUUGCAACUUUGUAUGGUCGUUAGACUACCUAUCAUCCUUAACAUACAGUUCAGCAAGAUGUCUAUUAAGACCAUUUCCCUGUUUGGUAGUUUGGACUACCAAACUGGGAAUUGUACUAUCAGGCUGCAGUACUAGCAUGGAUGAAAGAGUGGAUUAUAUUGAGGAGUGUAAGAUUAUUGACCUUGGAAGGACACGAUUUGCAACUGGGGUGGCAUGCAUUUUUAUGAUAUGGGAAAAAUAAGAUACAAGGAUAUUUUCAGAGACACUAUAUAAGGAAUGCAUUAUUGGUGUGGGAGAAAAUUAAAGAACAACAUUAUUUGAGGAUACCAGUUUGGCUUUCAACAAUGGAAGCAUUGAUUCACCCAAAUAUUAUUAAUAUGGGAAAUAUUGUUAGAUAUAAAGACAUUUUGAAUGA
Ahaetulla prasina is the source of this 4028-nucleotide messenger RNA. RefSeq names its product serine protease 53-like. Gene Ontology annotation, molecular function: serine-type endopeptidase activity. The record is from RefSeq and is a predicted model, not a curated record. Gene Ontology annotation, biological process: proteolysis. Bases 22 to 1746 code for a protein of 574 amino acids. Lineage: Eukaryota; Metazoa; Chordata; Lepidosauria; Squamata; Colubridae. The transcript is spliced from 10 exons.